AUAUAUAUAUAUAUAUAUAUAUAUAUACUACUAAGUGCACAUUAAAGUGUCCUGAUCUUUAGCAGGCAUAUUUGUUAUUGUUAUCAUGGCUUCUUCGUUUAAAAUCGGAGAGAGAUUUCAGGAGAAGGCGAGAGGUUUGCUGGAGAGAGAAUCUGCCUUAUCAGAAGAGCUGAAGGAAGAACUGAAAGCCCUGACAGAUCAGUCCAUCAUAUCAUUCAAGACUGUGAGAAAACUACACAAGCUUCUUCAAGAAAAUGGACAUCCACUGUAUCUUCAUGAACUGUUUGAGGACAGCACACUUCAUAUUCCGGAAGUCAUCACACCUCCAAGGAACCCCCAGCUGGUGGCCCGCCUAGAAAAAAUUAAAGCGAAACUUGCUAAUGAAGAAUAUAAGAGAAUAACACGGAAUGUAAAUCCACAGGAAAUGAAUCAUCAUGGAGCUUUAGCAGAUUUUGGACGACAAGUGCGUUCCGUGAAGGCAGUUGUUGUUACUGUAUUCAACUUCCUGGUAACUGUCGUUGCGGCGUUUGCCUGUUCAUAUCUGGGCAGCCAGUAUAUCUUCACCGAGACGACAGCGAGAGUAAUAGCUGCAGUGAUUGCAGCAUCUGUUGUCGGUCUUGCUGAGCUUUAUGUUCUGGUCCGGACUAUGGAGGGAGAACUUGGAGAGCCCUAAUACCAACUAAAAUCAUCCAAUAUUUCCCUAUUUUUUGUGUCAUCAUCAACGUUUUUCACUGUAGAGUUUCAGUUUGCGUAGUUUCUCUCCAAAUCGAAACAGUUAGGUUGAGUGAUUAGUCUUGAUCUAAUAUAGACUAUAAAGGCUUUUACAAAGAAAUCCUUUAUAUUGAAAUGUGCAAGAAUUAAUCAGAAAGUUUGGAAUUAAUCAACAGUUUAAUUAGUCAAUUAAGUGGUUUCGGAAACCACUUUUUUGAACUCAAGACACUAGACGGUACAUUAUGAUCAUUGUUAUUCACAUCUAUGUUCAUUUUUAUUUGAAUGCCCUCUACAGGAGUGCUAGUCCUUAUUUUUUAAGUUAACUAAGAAACAGUUGUGCUUUGAUGUUUAUUGUAAUUGUUACUGACUCAUAAAAUGCAGUGUGGGAAAAUGUCUUUUUUUUUUUUUUUUUU
Messenger RNA from Cyprinus carpio (common carp), 1124 nucleotides. RefSeq names its product vacuolar ATPase assembly factor VMA12 (gene vma12). The record is from RefSeq and is a predicted model, not a curated record. NCBI's taxonomy places the organism in Eukaryota, Metazoa, Chordata, Actinopteri, Cypriniformes, Cyprinidae. Gene Ontology annotation, cellular component: endomembrane system. Gene Ontology annotation, biological process: vacuolar proton-transporting V-type ATPase complex assembly.